UGCAGGACAAGAGGAGGCGCGCUCGGGCAAUAUCCGUAAUAUCCACCGGAGAUGAGAUUGAUGUACUAAUUGGUCGAGGGUCGUUUAGCUUGUACGUUCUUUAUUUUAUUUGUUAAGGUAAGGGUUCAGCCUAGUUUACAUCAUAAGGAAUUAUUGGGAACUUUGGAUAGUAUUUUCACAGAGAAGCCGACUUUGGAUUUUCAGACAUGGAACUGUGCUAUCUGUUGCUUUCUGGAGUACUUUGUCUUCUAAUUGCCUGGUUCAUCAAACAUCUGAUAUCACGACCAAAUAAUCUCCCACCUGGUCCUACUGGAUUCAUCAAUGUUGCUUGGCAGCUCUUCAGCAAAGGCAGUUCAGACCCUCUAGCUCUUUUCUCUUCAUGGGCUAAGAAGUACGGUGAGAUCGUAUCCUUUUACGUCGGUACGAAAACGAUCGUCAUCCUCAACUCUUAUCCAGUUAUCGUAGAGGCCUUCCGACAUCCUGAUCUUCAAGAUCGACUUCAGAGUCAACUUCUUCAGGAAAUACUAGGAUUAAAAAACUGCGGUAUUGCUUUUUCCAGUGGGGAAACUUGGAAGCAGCAGCGGAAGUUUGGAUAUUCGACAUUCCGGAGUCUCGGUGUUGGCAAGAAGAGUUACGAAGAUACUGUCUCAGCCGAGAUGUCUCAGCUCUGUUCUGCCAUCGAAGAAACGAAAGGGGCCCCGUUUGAUCCUUGUAUUCUCCUCAUGCAAGCUGUUUCAAACAUCACCAGCAGUAUCAUCUUCGGAACGCAGUACAAGUAUGGAGAUAUCGAAUUCAAAAAGCUUUUGCACCUGAUUAACAAGAACGCAGAGUUGGCAGGAGGGGGCGGAGCAAUUUUGUUUCUUCCAAUUCCUGGCAUUUCCCGGAUACCAUUCGGUAUAGUGAAAACUAUGACUGAUAACAUCCGGGCUUUGAAUGCCUUCAUCGAUUCUCAAAUUGAAUCCCAUGAAUGUAAUUGGGAUCAAACGAAUCCGAAGGAUUUCAUCGACCAGUACCUUAAUAAGUUGGAGGAAACUAAGGACAUUGCGUCUUCAUUCAGCAAAAUACAACUGAUCGGUUGCAUCAACGACCUCUUCUAUGCAGGGUCUGAAACAACAACUACUACCCUAAAGUGGUGCAUUCUCUUCAUGAUGGCAUACCCAAAGGUUCAAUCACGUGUUCAAGAUGAACUUGAUCACGUGGUUGGCAGAGAGCGAACCCCAAGACUCGAUGAUAUGAAAGACCUUCCCUGCACCAAUGCUGUUUUAUUAGAGGUCCAGCGAAUGGGUUCGAUAGCACCGCUAGGUGUGCCUCAUGUGGCUGCUGCGGACACCAACAUCAGAGGCUAUACCAUCCCAAAGGGCGCCAUUAUUGUGUCUAACAUCUACGAAGUUCUGAACAGCGAGGAUCUGUGGACGGACCCUAGUGACUUUAAACCUGAAAGGUUUUUGACUGCAGAUGGAGAUCUCAUUCAUAGGGAAGAACUCAUUUUCUUCGGAACUGGUCGCCGUGUGUGUCUUGGAGAACAGCUUGCCCGGAUGGAGACAUUCUUGGGUUUCACCAGUCUCCUUCAACGAUUCACCUUCCAGAAACCUGACAGCUCACCUACCCUCUCUUUUGAUGGUAUUCUUGGAUUCACUAGGAACCCUCUACCCUAUCAGACGAGGGCAGUUGUAAGAGUAUAAUAUUGUCACCGUGAUUCGAUGAAUGGAUACUGAGCUGAAUAAUGAUGUCCUAGUGGGAAAGUAGAAUGAAACAGACAGGAGUAAGCCUAUUGAUGUUUUGGAAUAUCCAUGAACUGAUGAAGAGCGUCUGACAUGUCUGAUUACAUUUUUACCCAUAGUGGAAAUAAACAGGGUUUUCACUACUAAAAAGUACACUUACUCUCAAACUACAUAUCAAACUAACUUCUCAAACGAGAAGAAAUUUUCAUUAUUCCUGGAAAAAUGUUGUUGUGUUGUGUUUUUUGUUUCAUGUCAUCAAUUUCUUUAUUUCUUAUGCAAGAUUAUAUUUAGGGAAAUGUAGAACAAGAAUACUAAAGUUGUAUGAUAAACAUUAGGAUCGUUCCUUUCUUUUGAUAUGUAGGGGAAGGCGGGGUAGUUGAGCAUAGGGGCAAGUUGAGCUGCCACCCCCAGGCCAAUAAUGAAUGAGUCAGACAUUGUGGUGGUGUCAUGUAUUGAUGACCCAUUACAUAACCCUUUACCCCACCACAUUGUUUUCGACUUUGAAACAAAAAAUACCUUUUUUGAGGGAAAAAUACAAAUUUCAUCCAAAAAAGUAGUUUAAAAAAGGGUGUAAAAUAGAUCAGUGCUUUUUGCCCACACACGUCUUUAAAUAUAAUAAAGAAAUAAGAACAAUAUUGUUAGUCCAGGUAUGGAUCUUCAUUACUGGCAUAGUCUUUUACAUGAUGGAUGCAUAAAAAAUGUGUGGAUAUGAAAUAUCGCAUUAACUUCGGACUGGGGUUCUUUGAACCAGCCAACAUGGGGCAAGUUUUUUUCUUAUGGUGAUGAAUAAUAAAAAAAAAACCUUGAAAAGUCAUUGAUAUGCAGGCAGAAAGGUGCAAAUUCCCAUGACAGUUCUUUUACUUUUAGAGGAUGUUAGUACUCUUAUUAGCAAGUGAAAAGACUUGAAAUAAAAAAAUGAUAUUCUGAUUCUUCCCGCAUACAUUUUGUACAUAGUUUUUGUGGCUCAACAUACCCUAGAAGGUGGCACAACUUACCCCACAGAUGGGGCAAGUUGAGCCAUUUGACAUUGUUUUUUUCAAAGGUCACAAUGAAUUUCAGUGUGGGGGGUAAAAAGUUAUAUAUAGGUGAAACAUACUUCCCAAGAAUCGAAUUUAAAGUUAAGGUACUUAUUUCGACAAUAUUAUUAGUCAUAUCAAUUCUAACAUACAAAAUGCAAAAAGUGUCACAACUUAUCCCGCCUUCCCCUUCAGUUGGUAUACAAGUAGAACCAAUGAUAAGAAGUGGAUGGUAUAGGUGUCUAUCCGCAAUUUUGCGAUGUAAAUGUUAAUAAUAAAAGGUUGGGAAUUGUAAUGAUAUUUAGAUUCACCAACUUUUUUCAACGACUGUUGCAAUUGCUCAUGAAUGUUUGUUUGCGACAUCAAAAUCUAUUUGCGAAUUGUUUGUGAUUGAAAAACAUGUUUACAAAUGUUGUUUAAUCGCAAAGUGUUCUCGAUGGGUCGAUUUUAUAUAGGAUCCGUGCCAUCAUGCGGUUGCUAUAUAGGCCUCAACGAAUCAAAAGGAACUUUUCAGCGAAAAUAAAAAUGAAACUUUGAAGUGAAAUUGGGUGUUAAAUAUGUAAAUAACAUUUUUCACGAAUACAUUUGCAGAUAAACAUUACAGUGCUAAAAGACUCGUCGAACGAGCAAGAGGGAGGGGUCCAAUUACACCCAUGUUGAGACGCCUUCCCGGUAGAUGAUAGAAUUUUUAGUGGAUCCCUCCAUUUACUCGACAACCUUAUUUAUUGAAGAAAAAAAAACAUUAUAAAGGUAGCCUUGCAUUUUUUUCCUUUUUUCAUCGAGAAUGGCAUACACUUUGUUCUAUUUCCAUUGUAUAUAUUGUUAUUGGUAAUAUAGUUAUCACUUUAUACAGUGUUCACCAUAAAAAUUUAUUUACUUUUCUUGUAUAGUCAUAUUACUUGCAAUGUAUAUUCAUUUGUAUUGAUUGUAUGGUUAUCAUUUAUAUCUGUGCAAUUAUUUCUUAUCUUGUAUUGAGUUGAGAAAUGAAAUAAACUUGAAACUUGAAUUAUCUA
Messenger RNA from Lytechinus pictus (painted urchin), 3750 nucleotides. Its product is annotated as cytochrome P450 2J4-like. Lineage: Eukaryota; Metazoa; Echinodermata; Echinoidea; Temnopleuroida; Toxopneustidae. Gene Ontology annotation, cellular component: intracellular membrane-bounded organelle; cytoplasm. The transcript has 8 exons. The record is from RefSeq and is a predicted model, not a curated record. Gene Ontology annotation, molecular function: steroid hydroxylase activity; iron ion binding; oxidoreductase activity, acting on paired donors, with incorporation or reduction of molecular oxygen, reduced flavin or flavoprotein as one donor, and incorporation of one atom of oxygen. The coding region runs from base 207 to 1682 and encodes 491 amino acids. Gene Ontology annotation, biological process: xenobiotic metabolic process.